UUGUGAUGUGAACAGUCGUCGAAUAAAAUUGAUAAAGUUUGUUUUGUCUGAGAAGUAUGAAUAUCAUUUAACAAAAUUUCUAGUCGUCAUGAGAUAAUAUAUUAUUAAAAUUUAAAAAAAUAUCAUAGUUAUAGAUGAAAACAAAAUAUACGAUGGAAUCGGGUCGUGUUUAAUAUUAAAAAUGAGAAGUGUUCUUGGAUAACCGAUUGUCACACGCGAUUCUAUCUCCAAGUAGAAAAAUUGUAUUUUCUUGAAAGAAUCGUUAUAUGUACGCAGCGGGAAUGACAAUAAUGGCAGUGUCUGUUGGCGAAAUUUGCGAGAACACGAAGCUAGCUCGGGAAAUGGCAUUGAUGGGAAACUAUGAAUCGGCUUUGGUGUAUUACGAAGGGACAGUGCAGAUGAUCCACAGACUCUUGAUUACGAUUGCGGACCCCACACGAAAGUCCAAGUGGCAAUUGGUUCAAAAGCAGAUGGCGCGGGAAUACGAGCAGCUGAAAGCGACAGUGGCAACCCUACAGAUGUUCCAGCAUGAAGGCGAGAAAGCCAUCACACCAUUGACCACUGCGUUUGAAGAUCUGCCAACCCGUGAUCAAAUGUGGGGCCCGGCGCCGCAUGAGAUAGAUCCGGACAUCUGGCCUCCGCCGCCCGACCGCGACCCCACAGCCUGGCCGUCCCCUACCAGCGUCGAGCACAAAGGACCUCCGGCAAUGAAAUCCGCAAGAAACAAUCCUCGUAACAACAGAAUCGCAGACAACAAGAAGACGACCGGCCCUCGGAACGCGACCACAUCACAACGAAAGACUUCAGACGUCAGGAAUCCUAGAAUAAACACGAGCAAAGGGCAUAGCGCUAAAGCCAAGGACACGAGUAACAAAGAGAAUAGCAACGCAAAGGAUAAGCAAGACAGAGACAACAAUAACGGCGACACGGACGACGAGAAACACAAGGAGGAGGAACGGAGGUUCGAACCACCUUCAGCUGUUGAUGGCGACCUGGUGGAUAUGUUAGAACGAGACAUAGUCCAGAAGAAUCCGAAUAUACGAUGGGACGAUAUCGCCGACCUCACGGAAGCGAAGAGGUUGUUAGAGGAAGCUGUAGUCUUGCCUAUGUGGAUGCCGGACUUUUUUAAGGGUAUUCGUCGACCGUGGAAAGGAGUGCUCAUGGUGGGUCCACCGGGCACGGGGAAGACCAUGCUGGCCAAGGCCGUCGCCACGGAGUGCGGGACCACCUUCUUCAACGUGUCCUCGUCCACGCUCACGUCCAAGUACCGUGGCGAGUCGGAGAAGCUGGUCAGGUUGCUGUUCGAAAUGGCGCGGUUCUACGCGCCGAGCACGAUCUUCAUCGACGAGAUCGACUCGCUGUGCUCGCGGCGCGGCUCCGACAGCGAGCACGAGGCCUCGCGACGCGUCAAGUCCGAGCUGCUCGUGCAGAUGGACGGGCUGGGCUCCGCCUCCGACGAGCCCGCCAAGGUGGUAAUGGUGUUAGCCGCAACUAACUUUCCAUGGGACAUCGAUGAGGCGCUGAGACGGCGGCUCGAGAAAAGAAUUUACAUACCGCUCCCCACGCAAGAGGGGCGGGAGGCGUUACUCCACAUAAACCUCCGCGAGGUCAAGGUAGACCCAGAAGUAGAUCUGCGAACUAUCGCCAAGAAACUCGACGGGUAUUCUGGAGCAGACAUCACUAAUGUUUGCAGAGAUGCAUCAAUGAUGUCUAUGCGACGAAAAAUUGCGGGUCUCAAGCCCGAACAAAUAAAACAACUUGCCAAGGAAGAGCUAGACUUGCCCGUUACUCAUCAGGACUUCAUGGAGGCGCUCGCUAAGUGCAAUAAAUCCGUCUCCAAAGGGGACAUACAGAAAUAUCUGACGUGGAUGGAUGAAUUCGGUUCCUCUUGAUUCACGUAGAACAUUCGAAAGACAAUAAGUGACUAUCAAAACAUAACAAUAACUCAAGUGUCUGAAAGAAAUAGUUGCAGAAUAAAUAGAAAAUUUUUGGAUAAACAAAGAUAUUCCAGCAUCGAACUAUUGAAACUAUAAUAACUUUUCAGUAUUAGAAGCGUUUAAAUUACGCAUACUUAUUUGUAAACUUUGAAAAACAUCCUAUAAUUACAUUCCCAUUCAAUAAAAUGAUGUAAAUAAAUUCUCAGCUUUGCUUUUUGAAUAAACUAAAAUGUAUUAAAAUGUAUUUUGUGUGAUGUAUAAAUGUGUAUAGAUUGAGCACAAAAUUGUAAAAUACGCGGUAGAAAUAUGCAGCUUAUGCAUGUUUAACAAGGCGAGCUACAUUCAAAAGAUCUGUCAUCACAUUCUGUCAGUAUAAUUAUGUGAAUAUACCGUGAUCUUUGUACUUAAAUUAGGAUAUUACGAGAUUUAUAGUUGUUUAGAAUAAUUUUAUGCCAUAACUAAUUUAUACCUACUUUUAUAGAUUUUUAUAAUUAUCCAAUUAUUAUUGUUAAUUAAAAAUACAUAUUAUAUAUUUGGCAUAUAAAAUCAUUCGCUCAAUUUGAAAUUAACGAUUUUUGUAGUUGGUUAUAAUUUCGAAUAAGUUUUCUUCAAUAGAAUAUCAUUUGAAACCAUUAAUUUCUGUUGCGAUAAAUAUUCGAAAAUAAUUUAACUGUCAGUAUUGAACAGAGUUAUUAAAAAACCUAAAAGUAGACAAAUAAUAAGUGUUUUUAGAAAAUAACACAAUCAUGCAUUAACUUAAUAAAUGUUAACACAAUAUAAAAAUCUUAAUGCAUAACUUGUUAAUGUUAAUCCUAAUGCUAAAUUCGUGAUAAUAAAUAAAAUUAACGCCUUAAAUUAAAAAAAAAGUCUACACGGCAUAUUAUUGAAAUUCGAAAGAAAAUAUUUUUGCAUCAGUGUUAACGGUCAUUUCUUUGUACAACAAAAUAAAAACAAUUUUAAA
Molecule: messenger RNA, 2898 nt
Organism: Nymphalis io (European peacock)
Lineage: Eukaryota; Metazoa; Arthropoda; Insecta; Lepidoptera; Nymphalidae
Gene: Kat60
Product: katanin p60 ATPase-containing subunit A-like 1
Exons: 10
Coding region: 267-1892 (541 amino acids)
Biological process (GO): microtubule severing
Cellular component (GO): microtubule cytoskeleton
Molecular function (GO): ATP binding; microtubule binding; ATP hydrolysis activity
Source: RefSeq, a predicted model, not a curated record